CCCAAACCAAAGCAUACAUCACAAUAAGUAUAUAUUGACCAAUCCAAUAUAUAUACUUUUAAUAGAGUUAGGCAGAUUUAUUAUAGAAUACGUGUCCAUACUACUUCUAAACUCAAUAUCUGAGGGAAAGAGUGAGAGAGAGAGAGAGAGAUGGAAAAAGAAACCCACAAACAAACAAACUGAAUCAAUAACCACUUAUGGCUAUUGGUUUAUUGUUACUAACGUAAAACUGGAGAAUAUAAAAAUGGAUACAUACAUAUACAUACAUACAUACAAAAUAUUGAUCGGGAAUAUAUAUUAUGUCUAAAUCAGAAUAGUUCAAUGUACAAUAUACAAAUUGAAUGAUGGAUAAAGAGAAUACUUUCUUUUCAUUUAUACCAAUGAAUUGGAAAUUUAAUGAUAAUAACUUAUUACGUAAACGUAAAGAAUUAAUACAUGAGCUAAAAUUGAAUGUUAAAACAUUAAUGGAAUAUGCUUCAGUUUGUCGUUCAAUUCCUGAAGAUAGUACACAUGUAAUCAGUUUUUGUACAUUAGUUCAUGAAUGCCUUCGUAUCGGUUUGAAAACAUCACCAUUUUCAUUUUAUCAAAAUAUAUCAACUUAUUCAUUAUUACAUAAAAUUUCAAAUCAAUGUGAAACAUCAUUGAAAAUAAUCAAUAAAUUUGAAAACCGUUUCAAUGAAAUAGAAAAUUCACAUAGCAACAAUUCAGAAAAGUCUAAUCAUCAUCACCACCACCCCCACCACCAGAACCAGCAACAACAACAAUCAAAUUUUCAAAAAAUUUUUCAUUAUUCAGAAAAUAAUAAAAAUAAGAUUGAUAAAGAAAAUGAAAAGAAAUUUUAUUCAAAAUUAAGAUUUAAUAAUAACAGUUCAAACAUUGAAUGGAUUCAUUUUGCUCUUGUAGAGAAACUACUUGAAACCAUUGUACAACAUAUCUGUUCAAGAGCAAAAGAAUUUUAUAGUUCUGAUAGCAUUAUGGCUAAUAAAUGUGAUGUCAAUGUAUUUUUAUCUUUGAUCAGAGGUCCAUGUGCAAUCAACUAUUCAUCAACUAUUCAUGAAGAUUCAUAUUGGUUAAAUUUACAUGCAAAUGAACUCAUUGAAAGGCAACGAUUCACUUCAAUUACAAAUCAAAAUCAAACUGUUUAUAGCCCAUUAAACGUAUCACAGAAGAUAAAAUCACCUAUAGUUUACCCGGAAAAUUUGAAUUUUAUUGAAAAUAAAAAAAUUGAUAAAACUAUAAAAAGAAGAAUAAGAAAUCCAUCUACAUUAUCAGAUUCAUCAUUGACAGAUAAUAAUGUAGAUAGUUUAUAUCAAACAAGAAAAAGUACAUUACUUUAUGGAAAGAAUAAUGUUAUGUUAGGAGAUGAUCAAAAUUCUCUUGGUUAUUUUGAAUUAAUCAGUUCUACAAACGAUUUAUUACUUAAAUGGACAUCGAAUGAUUUAUUAUUACAAGCUUCAUAUGGUAACGUUUAUCAUUGUCAUGACAACGAUAAUAAUAAUGAAUAUAAUAUUGAUCAAAAGAUGUCAAAUGAUUCAAUGUAUGAAUCAAAUAAUUCCGAAGUUCCCGACCAAUACUUAAAUUCACAAAGUUCACAACUAAUGAAAAACAACAAAAGAGUUGAUUAUGGUUUCCAUUUGGGUAUCUUGUCAGUAUCAAUGAAGAAGAUUGAAUAUGUCCAUCUACAUCAAGAUGCAUCAUCUGAAUAUUGUAUCAUUUUAAUUGGUUUUGAUGGAAUACCACAUCCACCAAUACGAUUACAUGGUGGAUUCAAUGCUGUUUAUAAUUUUCUAAUAUGUUUGGAUCAAGGUUUACAACCUAAUGCCUGUUUAAAUCCAUCAACUACUGAACUAGAUAAAGUCAUUGAAAAGGAUCAAGUAAAAGGAACAAGAUCAAAUGAAAAUCAAAAAAUCAAAUCAAAAUUUUGGAAUUUAAUUGAUUUUCGAAGCAAAACAAAUGAUACUAAAAACGAUGAUGAUCAUGAUGGGGAUAUCAGUGAUCAUGAUGAUGUGAAUAACAAGAAUGGAACCAAUUCAAUUCAAUCAUUAAAUAAUGAAAUUAAUGAUAAAAAGAGUAAACUGACAGAAUCAUUAGUGAUUUAUAAUGAAAGAUUCAAAAAUAUCGGAACUAAAGGUGUUAUAUUUAAAGUUAUGCAUUUUGAAAUCCCAACUAACCAACAGUCUAACGUUUUCAUAGAACAAGAUAGUAAACACGUACAAGUAAAUUCAUCCACGGAACCUACCGAUGAUAAUGAAUUAAGACAAACUGAUACCAUUGAUAAUCAAAAUAAUCCGAUUUCUCAGGAAGAAGCAUCAAUAAACCCAAUGAAUAUCAUUGUAACAAUCAAAUUACAAUUAGUUUUGAGAACUUUCAAAGCUUGUAGGUUGAUUUUUAAUGGAAUUAUUUAUUCAUUAUGCAGAAAGUUCAGUGUAACUGUAGAAAGCAAGAUUUUUUAUUUACUAUUGUGGUGUAUGCUACUAAUGUCGAUAGAUAUAAGUAGUAGAGAUCAUCAAUCGAAUGCGAAAUACCUGUUAGCAGAAGGUUGAGAAAGUUGAAGAAAAGAGAAUGAUUGGUUUAGAAUGGAAAGAACAAUGGAGUGUGAGAUGAUUGAUUAACAUUUUGCAAACUCCACCUGCAGCUCCUCCGAGGGCUACUGCCGGUCUAUGAGCCCGGAUAAAGGAGGAGAGUUUGGCAUGGGGUUAGCGAACCCAUCCCGUACAAAACUAACUCGCUAAAAAGACGCUAACCAGAAAAAAUUACUCAAACCAUUUAAACUCUACCCUGGGAGUUGAAGGAAGAAUUAUGACGCCUCAUGAUGAAAGCCGAGAUUCUUCGGAGGUUACGAGGUUGAUGCCCGUUCUAACAAUUCGAGCAAAAAUUUUCAUAAGUACAUGGAACGUCUGGACAAUGUGGGAGAUCGGAAGAGUCUUCUAAAUUGCUGCUGUAUUUACUGUAUGGAUCUCAGAUUUUACCAUGAAGUUCUUUAAUGUUUUCAUCAUACCGAAGUAUGGGGUAAAGCGUUUGUUUUAGUGAAAACUAUCUCUUUUUUUCUGUUACAGUGUGUAGUUUGAUUUAUCUUGUUAUAAAUUCUCUUUUUUUUAACAAAACUUCCUUAAUUUUUGGUUACAAAAUUUUUUGAUGGAUCGAUUUUUUCUAGUUCUCCCAAGUAAACUGUUCUUGAAGUAUUUCAAUUCAUUCAAAGUUUUUGUGUUUAAAUACAAAUCAUAUGUCUUGUCAGGUAAGAGAAACUUACCUAAUUACGCCUGUCACUCCUCGUGGAGGAGCAUAAGCAACCCAUCAGCACUGUCCAUGCAACCCUGUCCUAGGCAAUCCUUUCCAGUUGUUAUUGAUCCUCUUCAUAUCUGUUUCCGAUUUCCGACGCAGUAUUCUCUCUGACCUUCCUCUUUUUCGUUUCGCUUCAGGAUUUCAAGUUAGGGCUUUCUUGUAAUGCAGUUUUGUGAUUUCGGUAAUUUAUGUCCUACCCAAUUCCUACAUCAGUGCUCACCUACAACCCCGCAUGCAGUAAUCAAACCCGAAAUCUUUGGUCUCACACUCUAACGCUUAGUGUUCAUACUAAAGAGUCAUCAUCCAAUGGUGUUGAUGUCUAACCUCAAUCAAUUUAAAACAUUGUGUGAUCAAUCUUUCAGCUACAGAAACAAUAAGUAGUUUUCAAAUAUUAAAUUAGGAGUACUUCAACCAUGGAUCUUUCGGCUGAGAAAUUCAGAGUUCAACUUAUUCAAAGUAGUUAAAACUCAUCAACAAAAGUUGGAGAACGGUCAGAACAAACAACUACUUAACAUAGUAUUACUCAAAUAGAGCAAGAUCGGUGAGAUUACAAUUUAUGGACGAGCCAAUCGGAAGCGUUCGAGGGAUUUCAAGGUCACGGUGCCGAUUUCAGUACCUGGUGCUCAUGUACGAUCGGUUCACAGAGAAUUAUAGAGAAGACUUGACUUGACUACUAAGAAGUUCCUGUACUUAUAAUUGUGGAUAUUAAAUGACUUGUAGACCUUGUACAGACUACCGUGAUGUUAUUCUUCGAUGUAAUAUAUGUUGAAGGAAGACGUUUGCUAGAAUAGGAACCUUUAUCGCUUGAUUCAGAUUGAGACUAAGGCAUAUUAUAAUAAUUUCCGCGAACUGUAUAAUAAAGGCACCUGUAACAUUGGCUGCAAUAAUCGCAGAUGUUACUGA
Molecule: messenger RNA, 4185 nt
Organism: Schistosoma rodhaini
Lineage: Eukaryota; Metazoa; Platyhelminthes; Trematoda; Strigeidida; Schistosomatidae
Source: the annotation of a GenBank genome assembly